AUGUCAAACCAGAGUCAGACAGCUCUCAUUCACAGAUUCAAUGGGAUUCCCUUUACAACUAGGUCAUCACUAGAUCUUCUAAAAUCCUUGGAUGCCUUUGAUGCUAGAGAAGAUGACAUCCUUUUGGUUUCCUAUCCAAAGUCUGGCACUCACUGGCUUGCACAAAUUAUAAUGCAGAUUUACACUCCCAAAGUCACCCUAACAUCACCUAUUGAGUUUGGAGACAUCUCCAAAGUGGAAGAACUUAACAAUCUUUCAUCCAAGAGAAUCAUCCCAACGCACUUGGACUACAACAUGUUACCAUCAAAUUUUAAGGUCAAACAAUGCAAGGCCUUCUACAUCAUCAGAAAUCCAAAAGAUACUGCAGUUUCCAUGUAUCACUACUACAGAGAUAACCCAAAUCUCCCCACCAUAGAUUCAUGGACUGUUUUCCUCCAGCUGUUCUUAAAGGGAGACGUUGUCUGUGGAUCCUGGUUUGAUCAUUUCUUAAGCUGGGAAGAGCAUAAAAAUGACAGAAACAUCUUAUUUUUAUUCUAUGAAGACAUGAAGAAGGAUCUUCCUACGGUUGUGAAGAAAAUGAGUGUAUUUCUGGGACUAAACAUCAGUGACAGUAAAAUCAAAGAGAUUUGUGAGAAGUCGUCAUUCACUGAGAUGAAAAGCAACGUAGAAAAAGAGAACAGUGACCCAAAUCACACCGUUUGUGCACUUACAUCCAAUAGGAAGCUGAUAUUCCGAAAAGGCGCUGUUGGUGACUGGAAAAACCACUUCACUCCAAAACAAAACAAAAUGUUUGAGGAAAUGUUUAAUAAGAAGAUGAAAUUGAGCGAACUGGCAAAACGUAUCAUAUAUGAAUGCUGA
Molecule: messenger RNA, 858 nt
Organism: Chelonoidis abingdonii (Abingdon island giant tortoise)
Lineage: Eukaryota; Metazoa; Chordata; Testudines; Testudinidae
Product: sulfotransferase 6B1-like
Molecular function (GO): sulfotransferase activity
Source: RefSeq, a predicted model, not a curated record